CAGAAAACCUCCAUUGCAUUCCGUCUGACUAACGACCGCUUGCUUCUCCAAGUCUGGUCGCGAUUAGUUAUCUCAUUGAUCAUUCAUUGAUAAGUAAAUCCCGGUGCCCAACUUUCUGGUGGAUUCGCUGCCCCUCCGUUUGGCUUCUCCCAUCACUAUUAAUUCAUUCUUCUUCCUCUGCCGCCUUUAAACUUCAAUUUUCUUCCUCUCUGUUCCCCCAUCAACACCGCCAAUCUGUUCUCCUCCGCCUUUCGUCGGUUUCCCUUCUCCUCCCUGCGUGCAUCUCUUGGAUUGACUGCAGCGGCUACUUCCUCGCUCCAUCAAAAAUCCUCACCAGCUACCUCCGCUCUCCCUAACCCCCUUUCGACGCCACUGCGUGUCAAUCCCCCGUCAUCUUCCAGAAUGGUUCACACCAACGUCGUCAUCAUCGGCUCCGGCCCCGCUGCGCACACCGCGGCCAUCUACCUCUCCCGCGCCGAACUCAAGCCCGUCCUCUAUGAGGGUAUGCUGGCCAAUGGCACCGCCGCUGGCGGUCAGCUCACCACUACCACCGACAUCGAGAACUUCCCCGGCUUCCCCGAUGGUAUUGGCGGUGCCGAGCUCAUGGAGAACAUGCGCAAGCAGUCCGUCCGCUUCGGCACCGAAGUAAUCACGGAGACCAUUUCCAAGGUGGACUUCUCGCAGCGGCCCUUCAAGCUCUGGACCGAGUGGAACGACGGCCCCGACAACGAGCCUGCUCACACUGCCGAUGCCGUUAUCAUCGCCACCGGUGCCAACGCCCGCCGUCUCGACCUCCCCGGUGAGGAGAAGUACUGGCAGAACGGUAUCUCCGCCUGCGCUGUCUGCGACGGCGCUGUGCCCAUCUUCCGCAACAAGCCCCUCUUUGUCAUCGGUGGUGGUGACUCCGCCGCCGAGGAGGCCAUGUUCCUCGCCAAGUACGGCAGCAGCGUGACCGUUCUCGUCCGCAAGGACAAGCUCCGCGCUAGCAAGACCAUGGCCCAGCGUCUUCUGUCCCACCCCAAGGUCACCGUCCGCUUCAACACCGUCGCCACCGAGGUUCUCGGUGAGGACAAGCCCAUGGGUCUGAUGACCCACCUCCGCGUCAAGAACGUCGUCUCCGGCGAGGAGGAGGUCGUUGACGCCAACGGUCUCUUCUACGCUGUCGGCCACGACCCCGCCACUGCCCUCGUCAAGGGCCAGAUUAAGCUCGAUGAGGAUGGUUACAUCGUCACCCAGCCCGGUACCAGCUACACCAGCGUCGAGGGUGUCUUUGCCUGCGGUGACGUCCAGGACAAGCGCUACCGCCAGGCUAUUACCAGUGCCGGAUCUGGCUGCAUUGCUGCCCUCGAAGCCGAGAAGUACAUCGCUGAGAAGGAGUCCGCCGACGAGGAGCCCGUCAUCAGCGUCGAGAAGUCCACCGUCCAGCCCACCCAGGAGGUCAACGGCGAGGUUAAGAAGGAGUCUGAGGGUGCUACCGCCGAGUACAAAUCCAACCCCCUUCUCUAAGCGACUAUCAGCCCGCCUUACCUUUCUUCCUUUCCCCUCUGAAACUAAACCGCUUUUUGCUCACCUCACCUGCUCCUUCUCUUUGUCCUUCCAUCGCAUAGAUGAAGUUUCUGUUUCUUUUCUAGACUAGACAUUCACGGUUUUUCUUGUCAUCCUCAUGUCUAGAUGGGACUCUUUUCAUUGUUCGGUCUGAUUCUGUUACGGGUUGUAUCUUAGACUUAGCGUUUUUCUUCUUUUUCUCUAUCAUCAUUUUUCCUCUAUAUGAUUUGAUCCCAUGCUUGUGAUAUACACGUGAUACACAACGCGCGCAGAAAGGGCUGGGUUCUUUCUUGCAUGAAUUGAACUAUGACUGGAGGACUUUCUCUUGACUAUGAAUAUGCACUACAACAACACGAUAGAAUUUAUCCAGAAAUAGAAAGUGAUGAAC
Aspergillus saccharolyticus JOP 1030-1 is the source of this 1933-nucleotide messenger RNA. It is a transcript of the gene trr1, whose product is annotated as thioredoxin-disulfide reductase TRR1. Gene Ontology annotation, biological process: removal of superoxide radicals. The coding region runs from base 403 to 1506 and encodes 367 amino acids. Gene Ontology annotation, cellular component: cytoplasm. NCBI's taxonomy places the organism in Eukaryota, Fungi, Ascomycota, Eurotiomycetes, Eurotiales, Aspergillaceae. Gene Ontology annotation, molecular function: thioredoxin-disulfide reductase (NADPH) activity. The record is from RefSeq and is a predicted model, not a curated record. The transcript is spliced from 4 exons.